Lodderomyces theae is the source of this 624-nucleotide messenger RNA. RefSeq lists its product as uncharacterized. The record is from RefSeq and is a predicted model, not a curated record. NCBI's taxonomy places the organism in Eukaryota, Fungi, Ascomycota, Pichiomycetes, Serinales, Debaryomycetaceae. Bases 1 to 624 code for a protein of 207 amino acids. The transcript has a single exon. Gene Ontology annotation, molecular function: peptidyl-tRNA hydrolase activity.
AUGAGCUUGGUGUUGUUCUCAAUAGGAAACCCAGGACCGUCUAAUCGACACUCUGCUGGCCAUCUAAUGCUCAAGCUACUACUAGACAACUACGCAUCGUCCGUCAAGCAGCUCCUACCUAAAUCCACAUAUUCAAUAACCAGCAAUACUGACAACAGUCUAAUAUUUAUAAAAUCAAACACCUACAUGAACGAAAGCGCCAAAGCAUGGACAAAAAUAAUGGCCAAUGAAAAGUUGCCCAAUGACUCCAUCGUCAUCAUCUUGUACGACGAUUUUGAAAAUGAUAUCCCACUGGUGAAAUUAUCAAAAUUUAAAAAGAAUGAAAGUCACAAUGGAGUCAAGAACUUGAUGGGUGGGAUGCAGAAUGAGACACGGUUUCAAAUUUUCAAACUAGGUAUUGGAAUCGGACCCAAACCAGCUCAGGCUAGCAGAGACACAAUGAGUUCGUGGGUGUUGAGUCCGUUUACGAUGGAUCAGAAACAAGCAAUUAUGACUCAGAGUUUUGACCUUUGCCUUUAUUAUUUGCAACAAAUUGCCGAGACUGGCGGUGAGAUUGGCGACGUAGGGAAGUUUGAUGCCAAGGUGAAGAAAAUGUGGAAGAGACAGCAAAAUGGCGGCAAUUAA